Messenger RNA from Staurois parvus, 355 nucleotides. Lineage: Eukaryota; Metazoa; Chordata; Amphibia; Anura; Ranidae. The record is from the annotation of a GenBank genome assembly.
UGACGGUAUAGAUACUGAAAUUCUUAUUUUUUGUAGUAAUGGCGGUGAUCAGCGACUUACAUCGGGACUGCGGGACUGCAGUGGGCAUUCUGACACUGGGGGGAGCUGACUUGGUGUCACUGACAUCCCCAGUGACACCAAUACAGUGAUCAGUGCUAAAAAAGCACUGACACUGUACUAAUGGCACUGGGCAGGAAGGGGUUACAUGAGGGGCGAUCAAAGGGUUAACUGUGUGCUGUUUGACAUGUUUUACUGGGGGGAGGUGUCUGUGUGGUUCACUGUAAUCACACUUCUCUGGAUGGAUGUGCUGUGCACAGCCAUCCAGAGCAGUGUGCCCGAGCUGACAGGGAGGGAA